AUGCUUGGCCGACUCUUAAGCACAGCUGCUUCCAGCUUAAACCCAGCAACUUUCUCAUCCCGAAACCAUGCAACCCCUCUUGAAUCGGUAACUGAGGAGGAACACACUUCCGGUCUUCUCUUCCCCGAUGCCAGUCUGCUCCGACGCUCCAAUACCCAUGCAUACCCAUUGCAGACAACCUUCCACUCCCCGAAUGCUUCAACAGCCGGCGCCUACGAUGAUCGUGGGGGAAUGGAAUUGGAUGCAAUUAGGGACUUUAGAGUCGUUGUGGCUCAAAAUGCGUUAGGAGACAGAGAUGCCUGCAUCCUACUGGACACACGUGCAUCAUCAGAUCCGUCGCCCACUGGCCUCGGAAUCGAUUCACAAGGAUAUGAUCAAUCUGGUGCCAGGCAUGCUCGCACUGUGUCCAGUUUCUCACGUGGCUCUCGUCGAAACAUUCUUGCACAGUCCUCUGUGGUAGAAUCUAGCCCUCUCUCAUCUGCUGCAGAUGCACGGAGAUCAUCGAUCGCGAGCCCUGGAGCUCUGGGACGCGCUCGAGGGCGCAGCUCUACCCUAGCCCAAAGUGGAACAUCACACGAGCCUAGCCAAUCGCGGCAUUCGACGGAUGCCAACGAUACUGGUCUGCUCAAUUGCAUUUUUGGUAGCAGCGCAUUCAGUUACCGUGGAUCCUCUACAAAGAUGCACAUCAUAUCUGCCGAUGAUGAGCCUCAGACAAUGGCCAGCCCAUCUCCUGCAGCACGUAGCCCACUCGCUCGUGCAUAUACCACUGGAAGCUCAGCUGGAUUCUCAGGGCCAGCGCGAGGAUCAGACAAGCCGCCCGCCAAGGUCACUGUUCUACUCACUCGCAUGUUCAGCGUUAACCUACCAGAAGGCGCUGAAGCAUCCGCUGAUCGUCAAGAUUAUGCCACUGCGCUCUACCAGGAGUCAUUGCCUGAAAUGGGAUUUCCUUUCCCUGAUGUCUCGAAGCGAAAAAAGAUAAAGGAGAAGAAGACCCCUAUGUAUGCGGUCGCCAUCACCAUACAAAUCCCUCUAUUAGCGCGUAAUGCUCCCCGGUCAUUGUCACGAUUCAGCACUCUGGGUCCCGAUUCCCCUCGUCCUGGACUCUCCAGCUCUUUGGAUUCGGACUACCGCAUGCCUGGGUUUCUUUUAGAUGAUAGCCUAUCGUCGGCGUCACCUCCUGCAAGCUUAGACGAGCGCUUAGACCUGUUGGUCGACCACUGGGAUGUGAUCACACGAACAUUAUCUCAUCUUGAGCGACUUGCACGGAAUGAAAUUCUGUUUCUCUUGAGGAAGGUUGAUUCAUUGUCUGGGCCGCAUCCUAAGCCUGCCAAGCCACCCAAUAUGCAGCGAACCAACCAAACGCUUGUCCAUCUUCCUGCCAAUAUUCUGUCGGUGAAUUCGAAACUCAAGGAAGAAGCUAUUCGGAGCUCUCGUCGAAUCAGUCUGGCACUCCAGACUCCUUACGUAGUGACUGGCCAAAGUCGCUGGGGAGUGUGGCGAGAAGAAGGACGUUCAAUUGCUCGAGGUCUUGGUGACAAGGAGAGUAAUUUCUUCUUCCUUGUGCUGCUCACUGCAUUUCUUGGCAACCAUACAGAGUGGCUCAAUGCUCUUGGUCUUGAGUGGUACCGACGUCGGCAUAGCCAGCAGCAGAAGGCGCAACAAGAUACUGACCCAGUUCUCAGCCAUAGAACUGUGGUGAUCUGUCCAGAUAAGAUGACCGCUCGUCGUCUUAUAUUCCUGCUCUCCGCCUUCUUCCCAUCUAAACGCGUGGAACCGAUUCCUUCGCCGCUUCGACCAGGGACAUCGGCAUCAGUGCGUGCUAUUUCCCAGAGCCCACCGACAGUGCCAGUACUUCGACAGGAGUCCCUGAGAAGAGCUAUAGAGCGUCGCGCACGCGCCCAACGCAUGUGCCAAGGAGAUAGCAAUAACCACUAUCGUUCGGUAAGCGUAUCUUCUCAAGAUACAGCUCAUCGAUCAUCAGAUGGGACCGAUCAACCUACCGCAGCGGAGUUCACCUCCGCAUCUGCUCGGAGAGGCUCUGAUGCUCGCUCGAUAAAAACAAUAAGUGCUCCAAUUCAGACCAAGGAUCCGCGAGCCAAAGCCACGAGUGGGGCGACUACUUCCAUGACAACACAAAGCAGCACGGUCCCCGUACCACACUUUACAUCACAGCAAAGUCGGACUAGCCAGGGAGGAUUUGAUCCCAGUGCAGCAGAUGCCAAUGAAAGUUUGGCAUCGGAGAAUUUACUUAAGAACCUCCAAAGAAGUGACACCUCUAACUUGGCUUCCAAUGGAAGUGUCCCAUCUGCUGCAGGUCGUUGGGGUGGACUGUUCUCUGGUCUUUGGAGCUCGCGGCAAGAAUCUUCAACAGAAGGCAGUGAUAUCUAUUCCCCAGCCGACGCACGUAAACGGUCGGUUUCUACCAUAGCUGGACCGCCUAUGCGUCUUCCACCUACAUUGAGCCAGAUGGUUAAGGAAGUCACAGAGGACGAGACCAAACACCGUCCUGAUACUGCACCCACGAGUGGCAAUAUUUCCAUCCCAGCUGCUGCAACCCACAGUGCUGAAAACGAAACCCCCGAAUCGUCAUCUUUCACAAGUCAAGCUCGCGAAUCCCCAUUGAAGCUGUCGGUCCGAGCAGACGAAGGCGUUGUAGAUGUUGACCUUCCCCUUCCCGGAUUCUUGUCAUUGUCUUCCUCAGGGGACUCGACUAUUGCUUCACCAAAGAAGACAAGAACAUCAGUCACGAGUGUGGAUGCUCUUGCAUCUACGCAUAGCAGUGGCUCAGGAUUCCACAGCUCUACCAAGGAUAACGAUGGCCCCAGCACACAUGUUGCUGGAUGGUUGAAGUUGUUCCAUGAAGAUUUUUCUCUGCAAGCCGUAAGACCAUACGCUUCUUUGGAAGCAGAUAUUAAACGUGCGAUGCAAGCGGAACCUUCUCCGUACAUCCCAUCGACUCCUGAUGCCGAGGGCUCUGAGAGAUGGGUUGAUGUCGCAACGACUUUGAUUGCAGAUACCCGAUCAUCUUCUGUCAAGCGUCUUAGACUCCGACGAAAGAUUAUUGUGGGUCAUCACUACGGUUCGAACAAUACUCCUCCAUCUCCACCCAUGGGGCAUAGUCGCACUUCUACAGCUACUUCUUCCCACAUUUCCGGGUUCUUUUCCGGGUAUAUGAAGUCAGUGGAAGGCUCCGUUCUCGAGGACCAAGAUCCCCACUACGUGGAAGAGCGAUUUGUUGAGGAGCCUGUCAUGGAUCUCGAUGGUAUUCUUGUUGAUGCUGUUGAGCGAGUCCUUGGCCAAAGUGGCUAUUCAUCCCUUGCUCACUCACGGGCUCCAUCUCCGACGCGUACUCGCCGAGGAGAGGAUAAAGGCCAGACAACACCGCGUGUGGAAGAUCCACCUCCGGUUGAAGUUCCUCGUGCCGAGUGUCGAAAGAUGGUUCUCGGUGCUCUUGAGGAAGUUGUUCGUAUUGUUACUGCUGAGCACUGUCGCGAAGAUGUAGAUACUGAACUCGGAUUGGCUGACCGGGAGCGCAGAAGAGCCUUGGCCGGUGCUGAUAACACACUACGUGAAGGCAUCCGGAAAUGGCUUCUUGAUGUUGAAGAAGCUUGGUAA
Molecule: messenger RNA, 3615 nt
Organism: Penicillium malachiteum
Lineage: Eukaryota; Fungi; Ascomycota; Eurotiomycetes; Eurotiales; Aspergillaceae
Exons: 1
Coding region: 1-3615 (1204 amino acids)
Cellular component (GO): cytoplasm
Molecular function (GO): protein-folding chaperone binding; ATPase inhibitor activity
Source: RefSeq, a predicted model, not a curated record